GAUAUCAUUCAUAGAGCGAUCCGUACACAAAUCCCUCAGAGCCUUUUGAGGAAAAUGAUUGCGCAAAUUUUGGCCAAAUUCGUUAUUUUAUUACCAUGUUAGUGAUCGACAGUCGAUAUUACAAUUAUUCAUCUUUAUCAUUCCAAUUAUAUGAUUAUUAAUGUAUUAGGACAGUUCAGUGACAAGAAAACAGCAACGGAUCAAUGACUUAAGAAGAUUCUCCUCCAGUAUUUAUGAAAGAAGAAUGCAGAAGACUCGGUAACCUGAUUGGCCAAAGAGAAGACCGGAAGUUGAGGGAAUGAAAUCACAGAUAUCCUUGACGGAUGAGAAAGGUCCCCGCGAAUGAGAGAUCAGUACCAAAGUUCAGCGUGGAACAGAAUGAAGAGGGCCUCUCCAAUUGAGAAGGUCAUUUUGGGCUUGGCCUUGAUUUGUUCCCUUUUGGUUCCGAGUCGUGGAGCCCAGACUGUCGGUCGGAAGCUGCAGCAAAUUGGAGACCCAAACCAACCACAAGGAGCUAAUGGAAAUGUUUCCUUACCCGAGGAAGGCAGCCUUUUCCCUCCAGAUUUGUUCUCUCACUCUGCGUUAUCCCAUGGGGCCGUUAUUUUGCAUAUCAUUGGGAUCCUAUACAUGUUCUUCGCCCUAGCAUUGGUAUGCGAUGAAUUUUUUGUACCUUCCCUUGAUGUCAUCAUAGAAAAGCUCGGGAUCAGUCCGGAUGUGGCUGGAGCCACUUUCAUGGCCGCGGGGGGAUCUGCGCCCGAACUCUUCACUUCCAUCAUUGGCGUGUUCAUAGCCAAAAGUGACGUGGGUAUUGGAACCAUUGUGGGAUCAGCCGUGUUCAAUAUUCUCUUUGUCAUUGCCGCAUGCGCGUUUGCCGCGUCAACGGCUCUGGGCCUUGCAGCUUGGCCGUUAGUCCGAGACGUGGCUUUUUAUUCAAUUUCUUUGGUGCUCUUGGUUGUAUUCUUCCUCGAUAAUCAAAUCACUUGGUAUGAAGCCUUGAUUUUAUUUCUCUGGUACGGAGCUUACGUAUGUUUCAUGAAAUUCAAUGAACCUGUGGAGGACAAACUCAGAUUGUGGCUAAAACUUCCACCGUCCGAGAGAUCCGUUCAUGGGAUCACGUUGAGGUCUCCCAAAAAUAGGAAGGGUUUGUUCCAUUUGAUGGCGGACGUUGUGCAUCCAGAGAAAAAACCUGUGGGCAUCCCGUCGCAGAGAACUGUCGAGCAAGGGCAAGAAAUGGAGGAGACGCAAGAAAAAGCACAACAAGCCGGGAUCACAGGGCUUAAAUCACAUUUGGCCAAUGGAAACGAGGCUCGUGCCAGGGAUGAUCAGACAAACUUAGAGGAUCCUCAACCAGAAGAGAGUAACGAAGAUGGACCAAUUGACAUGUCCUUGCCUGGAAGUGGAGAUUGGAAAGCAAUCAUGUUUUACGUGAUCUCUUUUCCGAUCAUGGCUCCACUCUUCAUCACUCUACCUGACACGAAAAACCCAUCCAAACGCAAAUACUUCGUGCUUACGUUCGUGGGAAGCAUUGUAUGGAUUGCGAUCUUUUCAUACCUAAUGGUCUGGUGGGCAACAGUAGCAGGAGACGUCUUGGGAAUUCCACCAGAGGUCAUGGGCCUGACUUUCUUGGCGGCAGGAACUUCGGUGCCAGAUCUCAUCACGAGUGUCCUCGUGGCUAAACAAGGCAAAGGCGAUAUGGCUGUGUCCUCUUCAGUGGGUUCAAACAUCUUUGAUGUCACGGUUGGAUUGCCCCUCCCGUGGUUGAUCUACAGCAUAGUCUUUGGCGAGUCGGUCACAGUCUCGAGUCACGGUGUGGCCUGUUCAAUUUUGAUGCUGUUCUCCAUGUUGGUCUUGGUGUUCGUCAGCAUUGUGGCGUUCAAUUGGAAAAUGACCAAAGCCAUGGGUGGAGUCAUGCUUGUGGCUUAUUUCGUGUUUGUAAUGAUCUCCUUGGGGUUUACGUACGAUCUUUAUUCAUGCCCUUUUUGACCCGAUUACCAUACAUGAAUUCGAUCCUUUGGGUAACGUCGCUCUAUUCCAAAUUUUGAUUUCUCAUCAUAACUUGUACAAACAUUUCCAAUACAUCGAGUAGAGUUCGUUUUUCGAAAAAAUCCUGGCCAAACCCCGUAUAACAUGGAAGUUAUGAUAAUAAUAGGCAUAAUAAGAA
Tigriopus californicus is the source of this 2161-nucleotide messenger RNA. RefSeq names its product sodium/potassium/calcium exchanger Nckx30C-like. Gene Ontology annotation, molecular function: calcium, potassium:sodium antiporter activity; calcium channel activity. The coding region runs from base 343 to 1983 and encodes 546 amino acids. The transcript is spliced from 12 exons. Gene Ontology annotation, biological process: intracellular calcium ion homeostasis; calcium ion transmembrane transport. The record is from RefSeq and is a predicted model, not a curated record. Lineage: Eukaryota; Metazoa; Arthropoda; Copepoda; Harpacticoida; Harpacticidae. Gene Ontology annotation, cellular component: membrane.